AUGAACAAAAAGAAAAAGCCUCAGAUUAAAGAAUCCUUAAUUGAAGUUGAAGAAAUUAAAAUAAAUUCUUCCGUCUGUGAAAGUUCAAUGAAUGCAGAAGAGAAUCCUUCUGAAUUGCUCUCCCCAGAUUCUACUACAGUUACUAAAACAGUGUCAAAUUACACACCUUCUAGUACUGAUGAAUCUCCUUCUGGCUCUAAUGGAGAAAAUACAUGUGAAAAGAGUGUCAAUUAUGACCCCUAUGACAUAACUCUGGCUUUAGAGGAAUCAGAACCAAUCAAAUCAUUUAGAGCUAUUGAUUCUUCUAAAACUUUUUGCCAACCAAAUAGCUCUCAGGUUGUUGCAUCUUAUCCUGGAAAGAUGAUUGAAAAGACACAGUCGUCUCCAACAGAAAUGGCCUGUUCGACAUCUAUUCACUCACACAACCAGAGCAAUAGGCUUAGUAGCCGACUAUCUCCUACGAGUACUGGUGCUACCAGCAGUAACUGUAUAAGCAGUAAUAAUGGCAACAGCAAGAACAACCGCUCACGAUCAAAUUCUAUUAUUGAUCAGCAGAAGUCACUUCAGCUCGCCUGUAAUUCUCAACCUACGUCAAAUGAAGACAAUAUUUUGCCAAAAAAUACCUAUUCAAACAGGCAGUUAAAUGCUGGUUCUCAGAGUGUUUCUGUUGGCUCUAUGUCCUUACCUCGAUCCCAGCAACACUCUUACAGCAGGCAAUCUCAGCAUAUAGCACAACCUAGUUUAUCUCCUGUGUCUAUGCCUUCCCCAAUAUCAAAUAUAUCCACGGCUGUUGAACCGGAAACCAAUUCUUCGGUCAGCCAGAACGUUAUUAGCAAUUCAUCUGCUCAAAUUGCUUCCCCUUGCACUUCAGAACAAAAUAAUUACUCCUCACCAAAUUCUUUGAGGUAUUCUGCUGAAUCACUGUUUAACACUUCAACCAAAUUAAAUACAGCACCACCAAAAUCUCACCCACAGCCCCUCAACCAAACCCUAAUUCCUCAAGAUUCAAGCAAUAUUAUUUCUAAUAGCAUUGCAGGCAGAAAUGAUAAUUCCCGGGUUGACAAAACCAGUUAUUCUUCUGGAAGUGCUUUUUCUUCUAACAAUACUCACCAUAUUGCUACCAGCGAAAGUGACGCUUUAAACUUUGCCAACCUUGGUUUGACUUUGACUCCAACUGUUCCAUCUAAUACCUUCACAGACAGUUCAGUUUGUAAUUCGUCAACAUCAUUCACUUUUUCCUUACCAAACUCCAACAACACUAGUUUAUUUCCCUCCCAUCAUUUCCCUUUCCUGCAUUUGCAUUCACUAGUCACACCACAGCUUUUACAUGGCGAAAACAAUGAAAGCAGUAGCAACCAGCAAUCACAAACAUUUGGGCUACCAUCAUUUGGUCUGAAUAACCAGAAGAACAAUAAUGAAACAGAAUCAAAUAUUCCGCAUCAAAAUACUUCUAAUGAACAAAACAUUAUCUGUGGCUCAUCGUCAUCUUCCUCCACGGCAUCAAGUCAUUUACAAUCACACAAUACUUUCAAUUUUGGUUUGAGUAACUCUUUAGAAACGUGUUCAAUAUCCAGAAGCCAGCCUUAUACAGAUGGCUCCAAUAUAUCAUUAAACACAAUAAAUUUGGAAAAGUCUUCGUCGAACACCAUUUCACAGUCAAAUGAUGGCUCCAGAACUGUUUCAAACCAGAAACAUUUACCAAAUAUUUCACAGAGUAUUUCUUUGAGCAAUCGAAACCAACAAUCUAGUUUGAACUCUGUCGAUUGUUCUUCACAAAUCACGAGUAGUGUAUCAACUUAUUUCUCCCCUAUGAACUAUCAGUCUUUACAUACACCACCUCUGCAUCACCCCCCCGUAACUUCUAAUGAGAAUUCCCGAGCUAAUAUUAGUAGGUCUUUUAAUGCAAAUCUCCCUACGUCAAUAUCUAACUUUGGGUCAAGCACUCCUGUAUUUAAUAGUAGAUUUGACAGCAAUCAGUUAUUAUUUCACAGCCAAAGGGAUGCUGCUACUGUGUCACAAAAUGUAAAUAUUAAUCCAGAGAUUAGUAAAUCUACUUCUUCUCAACAGCAAAAUACAGUUAGCAAGGCUGCUAAGCAACAGGCUUCUCAGCAGACGUUGUCUCUGUCGCAGAGCCAACUGAGUCAGGGCAGCCUCUCCUCACAUCAGAGCACUCCUAGUUCUAUAUCCGAUAACAACGCUACAUUAACACUCCCCCAACAAAUUCCAAAUACUUCUUCAACUGUUUUGAAAAGCAGUGAUAUCAGUACAUCUUUUAAUUCCAUAUUCCCACCUUCACGCUCUCAAAAUGGUAUUGGUUUAAACUUUCAAACAGGUUUCGGAAUGAACACUGUCCAUAAUGGUCCUACAAAUACCCCACAGAUUCCACCUCAUUCCAGUGCUAUGCCUAAUUUACCACACGUGCCCAGUCUUGGUCUGGGGAAUAUUUUUUCUGAUGUGAACAGUACAUCUCAGAAUGAAGCACUGAAUAUCUCUCCAAUCAAGUUCCCAACCAAUUCUAUUCUCCCUCCCCCUCAGGCUAGUAUCGACCCCAACUCACUACAACAUCAUCACCAGGGUGGUGCCCUCUACCAUAAUCGUAGUCAUCCACCACCGCCUCCUGUUAUUCACAACAUGAGUAUUAACAGUAUCUUAAGUCACAACCCUCAUGGCUUUGAACCAAGGGGUCCUGUGGCACAAGCUAUCAACAGUACGGUCACGCCCUCUGGUUUCCAUGGACCUAGUCAUUCUUCAUUUCCCAUACCACCACUAAAUUUUUCUAUACAUGAACACUGA
This is a messenger RNA of Octopus sinensis (East Asian common octopus), 2793 nucleotides long. Its product is annotated as GATA zinc finger domain-containing protein 14-like. Lineage: Eukaryota; Metazoa; Mollusca; Cephalopoda; Octopoda; Octopodidae. The coding region runs from base 1 to 2793 and encodes 930 amino acids. The transcript is spliced from 3 exons. The record is from RefSeq and is a predicted model, not a curated record.